UAAACGUCCGCGUUUCAAAUCGAGGCUUAGGUUGUACCGUUAGUAAACAAACAAAAUAUCUCAUUACUUAAGCUUAUCUUAUGUUUCUUUUAAUCUUGAGCUUUAUUUGUUAUUUUAAAACAACAAAAAGAUAAUGUUAUUAUCAUCAAACACAAAUGAAGUUUCUUCACAGGAAAUAGAUCCAGCAUUAAUUGUUUUGAAAGAAGAUGAUAUAGACGAUCCAACUGUCAAAGUCGAUUUAGAAAAAUUACAAAAGUAUACAAAUAAUCAUUUAAAAAGGUGGCUUCUUUACCGUGGUGAUUCUCUUAAAGGUGUAGUAACGUUGCGAGACUCUCAAGUUAAAGUUUUACAAUAUUUUCAUAACGGAACGGAUUCAAUUAUUUGUGAUCCAACUCUUGAUAAAAAAUGGUUAUCAAAAAAGGCAUGUUUGAUGGGUAAACAUCUAAAAAUACAAAAUAUAAAAACAUUUCCUAUAUUGCCUGAAAAUUUAAAAUCUGAGCUUUUAAAUUUGAAUUCCAAAAAUGGAUGGAGCAAGUGUCUAGAGGGACUUCCUGCGUUUUCAGCUGAGAAAAUUGAUGCAUAUGCUUUAAAUGUAAAUAGUAAUUAUUUUCCUAAAUCUACAAAAGUUAAAAAACAUUUGUCUAAAGGAGAAAUGUUUCUUGAAGAACAAUACAUUGAUCUAUCUUCUAUUUACUCAAAACAAAGUAUGGAACUAUUUUGUGUAAAAGGAGUAUGUGCAGCUAGCAUGAAAAAAGUUGACAGAUGGAUUUUUAUUGCUAUUAAAAAAUUAGAUGGAUCAGUUACAUAUGCAUUUUGUGAAUGCCCAGCAGGAAAAACUGGAACUUGUUCACAUGCAUUUGCAAUGAUGAAACUUGUUGCAAAAUGGGUAGUUGAAAAACUGAAAACUGUUCCAAAUAUUCAAGCAUGUACAUCAAGAACUUGUGCUUGGUCAAUACCACAAAGUCGUAAAAGAUUUGAUAAAACGCCAAUAAGUGACUUAAAAAUUAUAUCACCACAAAUAAAAAAAAAACCUUUGUCGAAAAGAAAAGUAUCUUCAUUUGCCACAAUCAAAUCAUCAUUGUACGAUACUAGAACUGAUUUAAACAGAAAAAGUGAUAAUGAAAAUAAAAUAAAUGAGCUUUAUAAUAAUCUUUUAAACAGUGAUGUUAAAGUGCAUAUGUUGAAUGUUUUAAAUAAAUCAAAUGAAGGAACAGUCAAAACAAGCCUAGGAAGCGUCCUAUUUGGGUCUGUAUUAAGCUAUCAAUGUGCUUUAGUUCCACCAAGUUACAAUGUUUACUACAACUUACCUGAACCUUCAAAAAAUUUAGACUGCGUUCAAUACAUUGAGUACCCUACAUUCCCUUUUAAUGAAACUGAUGAUUCAAUAACUUGUUACAUUGAAAAAAUAGUUUGUAAUAAAAAAAUAAAUAUUUUAGAAAAUAUGAAGUUAGUGAAGGAAAUAGUUGUUCAAAUCGAAAAAGAAACACGGGAACAGGAUGGAAAUUCAAAAUGGUUUGAUUACAGAAGGAAUCGAUUCACUGCAUCUUUAUGUAAUAAGUUAGAGAACAAAUCUCCAAAAGGAUUCAAAAGUUUGGCUCACAAAAUUGUCUAUCAUGAAAACAAAAUUAAUCUAAACAAUAUUAUUUCAUAUAAACUUUCUUAUGGUAAAUAUUAUGAACCUAUAGCAUUAAAAUAUUAUGAAAACUUUAUGAAAUCCAAUGGCUAUAAACUAGAUGUAGAACCAUGUGGUUUAGUAAUUGAUGAAAAAAAUUUUAUUUUGGGUGCAUCACCUGAUAGGAAAGUUAGGUGUGAUAAUGAUUGUGGAAUAAUAGAAAUUAAGUGCAGUGAAGAAUAUAGUAACCUGGACCCAAAAGAUAUAUGUUUUGUAGCAAAAAAUCCAUCUAUAAUAUUUGAUAAAUCUAGUAAUAAAAUUUUAAUAAACAAAAACCAUAGUUAUUAUGAUCAAAUCCAAAUGCAACUUGGAUUAACAACACAAACAUGGUGUGAUUUUUUAUUUUACACUUCAAAAGGAUUAGUUAUUGAUCGUAUUACGUAUGACAAAGUAUAUUGGGAGACUCUAAGGAAGAGAGUAUUAGACUUUUACUUCAACUAUAUGUUGGAUGAAAUAAUUGAAAAAAUAAAUAACAAUGCUUUAAUUUAAAGACAAAUAUUUUAUUGAAAUUUGCAGAUUCUAUUGUACAGUAUAUACAUUUAUAAAUUUACACAAACACUUACAAUAGAGUGUUUUGGUGAGCAAAAAGUGAGCUAACGUUA
Molecule: messenger RNA, 2274 nt
Organism: Hydra vulgaris (swiftwater hydra)
Lineage: Eukaryota; Metazoa; Cnidaria; Hydrozoa; Anthoathecata; Hydridae
Source: RefSeq, a predicted model, not a curated record